This is a messenger RNA of Talpa occidentalis (Iberian mole), 3142 nucleotides long. It is a transcript of the gene SLC9D1, whose product is annotated as transmembrane and coiled-coil domains 3. NCBI's taxonomy places the organism in Eukaryota, Metazoa, Chordata, Mammalia, Eulipotyphla, Talpidae. Gene Ontology annotation, molecular function: potassium:proton antiporter activity. Bases 151 to 2184 code for a protein of 677 amino acids. The transcript has 12 exons. The record is from RefSeq and is a predicted model, not a curated record. Gene Ontology annotation, cellular component: membrane. Gene Ontology annotation, biological process: proton transmembrane transport; potassium ion transmembrane transport.
UGGGGCUCACGCUCGCCGCCGCCUCCUGCUCGCUGUUUGCUGCUUCGGCACUGGCCCCAGGAGUCGCCACACACCCCUGACAGCAACUCUCUCUUCCCUUCCAGCUGAGCCCGUGAUGUGCGCUCUGCACUGCAGGCGCCCGCGACGGCCAUGAGGGCCCUGGAGAGCUCGCUGCUGUGGGCGCUGCUGCCCGUGCUGCACUCACUGGCUGGCGCGGCGGAGCACGCCGAGGCUGCCCAGCAGGCCAUCGAGCUGGACCGUGGCCGGGCAGCGGCCCCUGCCUCGCGGCGCCAGUGGACCCUGGGCCACUGCAGGAAGCUGUCAGGGCUGUUGCGCCAGAAGUCGGUGGCAGUCAGCAGGCUGAGGGAGGCCGUUGCCGCCGUGGGGCAGCGCACCCGCCUGUCCGCUGAAGAGAAGCUGUUCCAGGUGCACACGCUGGAGAUCUUCCAGAAGGAGCUGGAUGAGAGCGAAAACUCCGUAUUCCAGGCCCUUCUCGGGCUGCAGCGGGCCCUGCAGGGCGACUCCAGGGACCUGGGGAACAUGAAGGAGAGCAGCCGGCAGCGCCUGGAGGCCCUGCGGGAGGCGGCCAUCAAGGAGGAAUCAGAGUACGUGGAGCUGCUGGCCGCCGAAAAGCAUCAGGCUGCAGCCCUCAAGCACGCGCAGCACCAGAACCGGAGCCUGUCCGUGCUGGACGAGGUCCUGGAGGACGUGCGCCGGGCCGCCGACCGCCUGGAGGAGGAGAUCCAGGAGCACGCAUUUGAUGACAACAAGUCGGUCAAAGGGGUGAAUUUCGAGGCGGUUCUGAGGCUGGAGGAGGAAGAGGCCGAUUCCAGGCAGAAUCUCACACGACGGGAGGCGGAGGGCGGCCUGGGCCUCAGCAUGCUCAUCGACUCCCAGAGCAACCAGUACAUCCUGGCCCGGCCCCGCGAUGCUACCACCCCCCGCGCGGACCACCACCUCAUCAAGGACAUCGUCACCAUCGGCAUGCUCUCGCUGCCCUGCGGCUGGCUGUGCGCGGCCAUGGGGCUGCCCGCCAUGUUCGGCUACAUCGUCUGUGGCGUGCUCCUCGGGCCCUCGGGGCUGAACAGCAUCAAGUCCAUCGUGCAAGUGGAGACCCUGGGGGAGUUUGGCGUGUUCUUCACUCUCUUUCUCGUCGGCCUGGAGUUUUCCCCUGAAAAGCUGAGAAAGGUGUGGCGCGUCGCCCUGCAGGGCCCCUGCUACAUGACACUGCUCAUGACGGCCUGUGGCCUGCUCUGGGGGCGCCUGCUGCAGCUCGGAUCCUCUCAGAGCGUCUUUCUCUCCGCCUGCCUGUCCCUGUCCAGCACGCCCUUGGUGUCCAGGUUCCUGGUGGGCAGUAGCCGGGCUGACAAGGAAGGUGAUCUGGACUACAGCGCUGUGCUCCUGGGCAUGCUGGUGACGCAGGACGUGCAGCUGGGCCUGCUGAUGGCCGCUGUGCCCACGCUCGCCCAGGCUGGCGCCGGCUCGCACCCCAGUGUCGUCAUGGAAACGCUGCGGCUUCUGGCCCUGGUGGGGCAGACGCUACUGUCGCUGGCCGCCGGGCUGCUGCUGUGCCUGGGGCUGAAGUCGUACCUGCUGGGCCCGUACUGCCGGAAGCUGCACGCGGAGAGCCGGGCGGGCAGGGAGGCCCUGGUCCUGGGCGUGUGUGCGCUGGUCUUCUUCAUGCUGACGGCCACGGAGCUGCUGGCCGUGUCCAUGGAGCUGGGCUGCUUCCUGGCCGGCGCGCUGCUGUCCUCGCAGGGCCACCUGGUGGCGGAGGAGGUGCUGUCCUGCGUGGAGCCCAUCCGCGACUUCCUGGCAAUCCUCUUCUUCGCGUCCAUAGGUCUGCACGUGUUCCCCACCUUCGUGGUCUAUGAGCUGACGGUGCUGCUGGUGCUCACGCUGUGUGUGGUGGGCGUGAAGUUUGUCCUGGCAGCUCUGGUCCUGUCCCUCCUCCUGCCCAAGGCCAGUCAGCACAUCAAGUGGGUCGUGGCGGCCGGGCUGGCCCAGGUCAGCGAGUUCUCUUUCGUGCUGGGGAGCCGCGCACGCCGCGCCGGCAUCAUCUCCCGGGAGGUGUACCUCCUGGUGCUGAGCGUGACCACGCUGAGCCUGCUGCUGGCACCGGUGCUGUGGCGAGCGGCCAUCACGCACUGCCUGCCCCGCCAGGAGCGGCGGUCCAGUCUCUGACCCUAGGGCCGGCGGCUCCGAGACCAAGGGCAGCCGGGCCAAGACAUUGGGGUGCCUCCCCAGGGCUUGGACAUGGGACACCUGACCUCGCCCGAUGGUGCGAGGCCACCCAACUGCGCCUGCCAGACAAGUGCAAGCGUGCACCCCAGCACCGUGCCUGCUGCCCAGCUGCUCUCAGUAGGCUGCAGGCCCCCCCCAAGGCCGGACGUCUCUGGAAAUCCAUGUGCUCGUCACUGUAACAGUUUAAAUAAAACACGUCGCGCGUUCUUCUCGCUGGGCACGACCCUCUCGCACUUUGACCACAGGAGUUGAAGCGCUUCAGUGAGACUCGGUGCCCUCGGGCCUCGGAGUUAAUGGAAACUUGCUGGAUGUCCUGUCCAGUGACAGCUUCGUGCUGGCCUAGUGUCCAGCUCCUCCCCGGGGCUGCAUCCACACAGCUUUCCCCAGAGCGCUCAGGCUGGACGCUCAGGGAGGACCCGACACCUGGACGGGGAUCUGGCAGAGAAGCCGGAGCUGCUGGGGUUGCAGGCCAGUGGGAGCCGUCUCGGCCUGGCCACAAGCGGGCAGGGGUGGACACACUGGUCCCACACACUGCCUGUUCUGAGUCAUGGGAAGGUCUGGCUGUGUGGGGGGCCCGGCCUGGCUCCGGCCUCCUGGCAGCUGUGCGUGGAGCGUGCUGAGCUCCAGCCAGGGAGACUGCGGGUGAUGCCCAUGGGUGAUGCGCCUCCGUCCUCCCGGCAUGUGUCCCUUACGCCCGGGAGGGCAACGGUUGAGACCAGAGUCUCCCAGGCCUCACUCGAGAUGCUCCCAGGGCCCCAAGCAGCAGGUGCCUGAGGCGGAUGGUGGGGUUUCUCCGCCACCCUUAGGAGUCACCUGUGCGGUCCGGUCUCACACCUGCCUUCUGACUUGAGACUUUCCGACUUCUUCACCCCCUCCCACACCCCAGCCGCCUCUCGGG